Molecule: messenger RNA, 1700 nt
Organism: Gymnogyps californianus (California condor)
Lineage: Eukaryota; Metazoa; Chordata; Aves; Accipitriformes; Cathartidae
Gene: OPRM1
Product: opioid receptor mu 1
Exons: 4
Coding region: 1-1266 (421 amino acids)
Biological process (GO): neuropeptide signaling pathway; sensory perception of pain; G protein-coupled opioid receptor signaling pathway
Cellular component (GO): neuron projection; membrane
Molecular function (GO): beta-endorphin receptor activity; G-protein alpha-subunit binding; G-protein beta-subunit binding
Source: RefSeq, a predicted model, not a curated record
AUGGCCGUCGCCUACCUGCUGGGCAACGGCUCCGCGCCGCUCCUCGCCGGCGCCCUGGAGGUCCCCUUCGCCGCCAACGGCUCCGCCGCCGCCGCCUGCCGCCCCGCCGCGCCGCCCUGCGCGGCCGCGCCGCCGGGCGCCUGGGGCAACGCCUCGGCGGCGGCGGCGGCGGCGGCGGCGGUCUGGAAUCGCUCCGAGCCCUGCGGCGGCGCCAACGGCAGCGCGGGCGGCGGCGGGCCCUGCGCGCCCGCGGGCAGCGGCCCCUCCGUGGUCACGGCCAUCGCCAUCAUGGCCCUCUACUCCGUGGUCUGCGUCGUGGGGCUCUUCGGCAACUUCUUGGUCAUGUAUGUCAUCGUCAGGUACACGAAAAUGAAGACGGCCACCAAUAUCUAUAUUUUCAAUCUUGCAUUGGCAGAUGCCCUAGCAACAAGUACUCUGCCAUUCCAGAGUGUAAAUUACUUGAUGGGAACAUGGCCAUUUGGUACCAUCCUUUGUAAGAUUGUUAUAUCCAUAGACUACUACAAUAUGUUCACCAGUAUCUUUACACUGUGCACCAUGAGUGUGGAUCGCUACGUAGCUGUUUGCCACCCAGUUAAGGCUCUUGAUUUCCGUACCCCCAGAAAUGCCAAAAUUGUCAAUGUCUGCAACUGGAUUCUUUCUUCUGCCAUUGGCCUGCCAGUUAUGUUCAUGGCAACUACUAAAUACAGGCAUGGCUCUAUUGACUGCACACUUACGUUCUCUCACCCUGCGUGGUACUGGGAGAACCUUCUGAAAAUCUGUGUGUUCAUCUUUGCCUUCGUCAUGCCAGUCCUGAUCAUUACCGUGUGCUACGGGCUGAUGAUUUUACGCCUGAAGAGCGUUCGCAUGUUAUCUGGCUCCAAAGAGAAGGACAGGAACCUGCGGAGAAUCACGAGGAUGGUUCUUGUAGUGGUGGCGGUGUUUAUUGUGUGCUGGACUCCCAUCCACAUUUAUGUCAUCAUUAAAGCCCUGGUCAACAUCCCAGAAACUACUUUCCAGACUGUCUCCUGGCACUUCUGUAUUGCUCUAGGGUAUACAAAUAGCUGCCUUAAUCCAGUCCUUUAUGCAUUUCUAGAUGAGAAUUUCAAACGGUGUUUCAGAGAGUUCUGCAUCCCCACUUCCUCAACCAUUGAGCAGCAAAACUCCACCCGAGUCCGACAAAACACUCGUGACCAUGCUUCCACUGCCAACACUGUGGACAGGACUAACCAUCAGAAUUGUUUUCUGUGCAGGUUAUUUGUGUGCUGAAAUCUCACAAGAUCAUCUAGAACAACACACUUGCAGUUCAAGAGAUCUUCUCUUACAAGGAUUGCAUGUUCCACAAUUUCAAAGGGAAAAUAUUUCUUUCAGUGCUCACUUAACAAAAAACAAAACUCCAAGCUUCACCUUCUGCUUCUGUUUCUCACAUAAAAAACAGACUUUAAAAUCAAAACAAUGAGCUAUCACUUCUUCUAAAAGAGAUGAGUAAAUGAAAGUAUGCCAUGUUGUUAUUGAUCGUCAAAUGAUCCCCAAAACAGCAUAGACUCUAUUAACAUAAAUUCCUGUGUGAAUAGAAACCUACCUAUAAGCCUGUCAGAGCUAGCACAGGCUGAUGAUGACUUCUCUUGCAAGUAGUUUCUCAAAUUUCAGCUGCCCUGUCAGCAACAUUUUGAAUGUAUAAGUCAUUGACAGUCCCUAUGUGA